Molecule: messenger RNA, 2539 nt
Organism: Halichondria panicea
Lineage: Eukaryota; Metazoa; Porifera; Demospongiae; Suberitida; Halichondriidae
Exons: 5
Coding region: 126-2537 (803 amino acids)
Biological process (GO): positive regulation of fibroblast growth factor receptor signaling pathway; signal transduction; positive regulation of epidermal growth factor receptor signaling pathway
Source: RefSeq, a predicted model, not a curated record
UCAGCGAGGGGGCGUAGCAGCUAGCUGAGAGCUGGACAUGACAAUCGACUCCUGUGCCAUUUUAAUAUGCCAAUGAAACUUAGCAGCUAUAGAUCUAGUACCUGAAGUUGUGAGCUUGCAGCAGGAUGGCUUCUUUGGAAAAACAAGGGUUCAAAUUUGAGAGAAAAAAGAAGAGAAGACACUCUUACACAUCUGCGAGGGCAUUUGCUGCCAAGCCACCACAAAUCGCACCUCCUCUCACCCCCACCCACUCUCUAACCAGCUUCCAGAGGUCUGGUAGUCUGACAGGCAGCUACAGGUCCAGUACUGGCCCAGACACUGAAGAGGUAUCGCGGUCUGGUAGGAGGUCAUUUAUAGGGUUUCUACGCUCAAAGAAAAAGAAACGCAAUCAACCCAGCUCUCAACUCACAAGCAGCCAUACUGCAGAAGGCACUGCUACAGCUACUGCAUCUAAUCAAGAGACGAUGCAUGGCUAUUUUGAUGAACGGAAAGGGGAGUUUGUACGUGUGGUUUCGACGGUUCUCAAUCGCCAGAUCUAUUACAAGACUCUCCCUAUUACCAAGUACACCACAGUAUUUGAGGUAGUGGUGAAACUGGUUGGCAAGUACGCCAAGUCCGAUGAUCAAAACCCUAGUGACUUCUAUUUGACUGAGGUAAAGGAGAGUGAUCAGGGGAGCUAUUCACGAUUGUUAGAGAACAGCGAUCGAGUGUAUGACAUCCAAUCACGAUGGGACGAUGGGACAAAAUGCUCCUUCACUCUCUGCAGAAAAGAAACGCUCAUUGAUGAUGUGUUUCAGGAAAAUCCCAUGCAAGCCAUGAUAAUGUCCCCCAGUCAGGAAUUCUUAGACAAUGGAUUCACUGGAGUGGUCGACAUUGAUGUCCCAAGUACCCCCACAAGUCCUAACACAUACAACUCCAAGUCCUCUUUUUUUGACGGUCCAUUACCACCCUCCACAGACCUACGCAUGGACCCGUUCCUACUGUCUAUCAGUCCCUCAGAGUUGAGUGCUGAUGAGAUGUUCUUUACAGCAAAGCAGAAUACUCGAAUCUUAAACAGCAGCGAUGUGGAAGGUCCAGUAACCAACAAAAGUCUUAAGUUGGAAAACAACAAUAACCACAAUAACGUUGAGGGUCCAUCGACGGUAGAUGUGAGCAGACUCAUGCAGCAAUCAGUUAGUCAGGGAAUGCUAGGAGUCAUGCACAAAGUAGUAUUAGAGGGAGAGCAAAGAACAAAUUCUCCCAAGUCGAAUAACAAAAGAUUGAGAGGAAAGGAUCUAGUUAUGAGGCCACUGAUCUGCUCACCAAUGGAGUCGGCUAAAAAGAGGUUCCCAGAGUUCAUAUUCACUCCAAAACCGACAAACAAAUUGGUCAUAGAUGACAAUUCAAGGCCUAAACUAAGUUUUGAAGAAGCGGACGGAGCAUAUGCUGCGCCAAACAUGAAACAAUUAUCAACUCCAUUGUAUAAAACUACACACACCCUUUCGAACGUAAGAUUUGCUAGUACAUGUGUGGUCUACCCUCGCUAUCACUGCAGUGCAAGUCUCUACCCCUCAUUUUCUAGAAACACACUCUACAACACAGCUAUGGACAUGACAGACACACUCAAUGAUAUCUUGGAAAACCAAUUGAGACCUCAAUCCGAGAAAAAAGUAUUUCAGCUAUCAUCACCCCCACAGAGAAAAAAGACUUCCGAAGAACAAAGAACACCAAAAUUAAAACUAAAACGGCAUCACACGUUCCAUGUAAGACGAGACCAUCUCCAGCUACACAUGCAAGAAGGUAGCGAAAUGAUUCCAUCCUUUCGCGACCACUUAGUACAAAGAGCUGCUCAGGCAAUUCGACAAAGACACUCUACUAGCAACCUACGCCUUUCAGGAGGAGAUAGCCUACCAAAACUAACUCGCAUAGGAAGCAACAGUACCACUCUAUCUCACGGCUCCACACACUCCAUUGGCAGUGAAAUCGCAACAGAUCUUGAUGCGUUGAGAGAUCGUAGAUCAAGACAAAGUUCUUACAGCAGCGAUCACUCAUUGUCCGUGCCACUACAUGUUAUCCACAGUAGAACAGACUCGGAUGGAGUAUUUGAAGUACGUCCUCAAGGAAGGCACAGGGGGUCCUCUAUCGGGAGUAUCCAAGCAACCGGUCUUGACUCAACCUAUCUCCGAAGUUACUCUCGAAAAACUAGUAAUUCUAGCCUGGCAUCGGUAUCGAAAUCUGAUAUGAAUGCCACUGUAAAUCGUAUGACAGAGCUGUCAGAUCACGUGACCAAUUCCGCAGAGAUAAUAGACAUCGAAGAAGCACAUUCGAGUGAUGAUGAGGUGCUGUACACAUUCCAGAGCAACUACCGACCGGUGACAGUGUUGGUAGAAAGUAAAUCGGCCGGCAAUCUUCGAGAGGGAACAGUUAACUCCUCAUUAGGAGGUGUUACAACGACAGACUUUAGAGAACGAGUAUCGUCAGAGGGAAGAAGAGAAAUGUGGAAAUUUAGUCAACAGAGAGAACAAAGAAGAACUAAAAGUUGGCUAUCAGACUUGUAAUA